Molecule: messenger RNA, 710 nt
Organism: Thamnophis sirtalis
Lineage: Eukaryota; Metazoa; Chordata; Lepidosauria; Squamata; Natricidae
Source: RefSeq, a predicted model, not a curated record
UAAAAUAUCUAAGCAAAACUAUUUACUAAACCUCAGGCAAAAUUUGGGGGAACAGAAAACAACCAAAACCAAUUGACAAAAAAAUCUGCUUGGAGCAGCAUCUCUAAGUUUUUGAACUCUGCCACAGAUUUUUAGAAUAGCAAUAGUUUGGCAUCAUUCUCCCAAAUUCUCCCAUUUUUUUCAGGAAAGUUAUGUUUAACAGCGGAAAUAGUUCAAGAAGAACUAAACAAAGUGAAGCAGUUAAAAUGAUCAAGAAGCCAUUGCCAAGGCUGAUUUACAAGUCAGAAAACAAUUUUACAAUGGAUGACAAAGAUGCUGCUUUCCAAUAUUUAUCGGAAUUGAGAAUAUUAGAUGUAUCGUGCAAUAAAUUGAUUGGAGGAGUUUUCCAGUCUUUGGCUGGUCAUUUGGCCAAUUUAAGUAACCUUGAAAUCCUGAAUCUUCACCAGUGUUGUAUUACAGAAAAGGACAUGUUGGUUUUAUCCCAGAUAAUACCUCUUUUGUCAAAUCUUCGGGAGCUGAAUUUAUCCUCAAAUACAAAUGCAGGGAUAUCCACCUAUCAUCUUCUUAGCAGACUCAGAUUUUUACCAAAACUGACAUCUGUGCUACUCAGCAAUUGUGCCUUGCAACAUGAUUCAUUUCUGUCUCUAGGUACAACAUGAUUUUAAACCAGUUGCUGAACAACUGGUUGCAAGUCAGGGACUACCUCAGGG